UCUAUUAUAUAUAGUCCCACCAUUGCAUGCAAGCUUUAACUCAAAACACACCACCAUAAUCGAAAAAUAAAGUUGCCUCUCCCUUUCCAUUUUUCUCUUUCGAGUAAGGGAACUUUGAGAAAAAUCUAGGCGCAUUGGCUGCCGGUGGUGUUCCUUGGUAGUCAUCCAUGAUGGUUCCGCGGGGUAACCCGGCGAGGGGCCGGUUUUGGCCCCAAAUGUUAAUGGCUAUGGCUGUUGCUGUAGUUGUUCUUGCGAGCAAUGUAGGUUCAGUGUCUGCUGAUGCAUAUAUUUAUGCAUCACCUCCUCCGCCUUAUGAGUAUAAGUCACCACCACCGCCUUCUCCUUCUCCACCACCGCCUUAUGUGUAUAAAUCUCCACCACCACCUUCACCUUAUCCUCCACCUCCGUAUGUGUACAAGUCUCCACCACCACCACCUAAACAUGAGGAGAAGCCUUAUGAAUACAAGUCUCCACCACCACCACCAAAGGAGAAGCCUUAUGAGUACAAGUCUCCACCCCCACCAUCACCUUCUCCUCCACCUCCUUAUGAGUACAAAUCUCCACCACCUCCAUCACCUUCUCCACCACCUCCUUACGUGUACAAGUCUCCACCACCUCCACCAAAGCAUGAGGAGAAGCCGUAUGAAUACAAGUCUCCACCACCACCACCGAAGGAGAAGCCUUAUGAGUACAAGUCUCCACCACCACCACCGAAGGAGAAGCCUUAUGAAUACAAGUCUCCACCACCUCCAUCGCCUUCUCCUCCACCUCCUUAUGAGUAUAAAUCUCCACCACCUCCAUCACCAUCACCACCACCUCCAUACUACUACAAGUCGCCACCACCACCACCAAAGCAUGAAGAACAACCACCAUACUACUACAAGUCACCUCCUCCUCCAUCUCCAUCACCACCUCCUCCUUACUACUACAAGUCCCCACCACCUCCGUCUCCAUCACCACCUCCUCCAUACUACUACAAAUCUCCACCACCACCACCAAAGCAUGAAGAACAACCCCCAUACUACUACAAGUCUCCACCACCUCCAUCACCCUCACCACCACCUUACUACUAUAAAUCUCCACCACCACCUUCACCAUCUCCACCACCUCCUUACUACUACAAGUCCCCACCACCACCACCAAAGCAUGAAGAACAACCCCCAUACUACUACAAGUCUCCACCACCUCCAUCACCCUCACCACCACCACCUUACUAUUACAAGUCUCCACCACCACCUUCACCAUCUCCUCCACCACCUUACUACUACAAAUCUCCACCACCACCCCCACAUUACGUCUCACCACCAUACUACUACAAAUCUCCACCACCACCAGUGAAAUCUCCUCCCUACUACUACCAUUCUCCUCCACCACCAACUCCUUACUACCCCCACCCCCACCCUCACCCCCAGCCCCACCCCCACCCACACCCGCUCAUAGUCAGGGUGGUCGGAAAAGUUUACUGCUACAGAUGCUAUGACUCAAGCUACCCAGAGAAAUCACACGGCAAGAAACAUCUCGAAGGUGCUACUGUGGAAGUGACUUGCAACGAGGGUGAAAAGGAAAUCACUGUCUACGGAAAGACCAAAAACAAUGGCAAAUUUGCUGUCACUGUUGAUGGGUUUGAUUAUGGCAAAUAUGGAGCCAAAGCAUGCAUUGCCAAGCUUCAUGCCCCACCCAAGGGUUCAUCAUGCAACAUACCCAUGAGUGUACAUGAUGGCAUCAAGGGUGCUGUGCUCAAGGUCAAGUCAGAGGACAAGUACGAGGUUGUGCUUAGAGCUAAGCCAUUUGGUUAUGGUUCAAAGAAACCUUACAAGAAGUGUGAAAAGUACACUCCUAAGCCUCCAACUCAUCCGUACAAGCCACCACCGUACUAUUAUAAGUCUCCACCUCCACCGGCUCCCACUUAUGUUUACAAGUCACCACCUCCACCGUCACCAACUUAUGUUUACAAGUCACCUCCACCUCCUGCGUACUACUACAAGUCUCCACCACCACCAAAGCAUGUGGAACAGCCUCCAUACUACUAUAAGUCUCCACCUCCACCAGCUCCCACUUAUGUUUACAAGUCACCUCCACCUCCUAUGUACUACUACAAGUCUCCACCACCACCAAAGCAUGUGGAACAACCACCAUACUACUAUAAGUCUCCACCUCCACCGGCUCCCACUUAUGUUUACAAGUCACCGCCUCCACCAUCGCCGACUUAUGUUUACAAGUCACCUCCACCACCUGUGUACUACUACAAAUCACCACCACCUCCCACUUAUGUCUACAAGUCUCCACCACCACCAAAGCAUGUAGAGCAGCCCCCGUACUACUACAAGUCUCCUCCACCACCAUCACCAUCUCCUCCUCCACCAUACUAUUACAAGUCCCCACCACCACCAGUUCACUCUCCACCACCACCAUACUACUACAAGUCCCCACCACCACCAAAACAUGAGGAACAACCUCCAUACUACUACAAAUCUCCUCCUCCACCAUCGCCAUCUCCUCCACCACCAUACUACUACAAAUCCCCACCACCACCAAAAUAUGUAGAAGAGCCCCCAUACUACUACAAAUCUCCUCCACCACCAUCACCAUCUCCUCCUCCACCAUACUACUACAAGUCCCCACCACCACCAUCUCCAUCACCACCCCCACCAUACUAUUACAAAUCACCCCCACCACCAUCGCCAUCUCCUCAUCCACCAUACUACUACAAGUCCCCACCACCACCGAAACAUGUAGAGGAGCCCCCAUACUACUACAAGUCUCCCCCACCACCAUCGACAUCUCCUCCUCCACCAUACUAUUACAAAUCUCCUCCACCACCAUCACCAUCUCCUCCACCACCAUACUACUACAAGUCCCCACCACCACCGAAACAUGUAGAGGAGCCCCCAUACAUCUACAAAUCUCCUCCACCACCAUCGCCAUCUCCUCCACCACCAUACUAUUACAAGUCCCCACCACCACCAGUUCAUUCUCCAUCACCACCAUACUACUACAAGUCUCCACCACCACCAGUCCACUCCCCACCCCCACCAUACUACUACAAGUCUCCACCACCACCUUCUCCCUCACCACCUCCACCAUACUAUUACAAGUCUCCACCACCACCAAAACACGUAGAGGAGCCCCCAUACAUCUACAAAUCUCCUCCACCACCAUCGCCAUCUCCUCCACCACCAUACUAUUACAAGUCCCCACCACCACCAGUUCAUUCCCCACCACCACCAUACUACUACAAGUCUCCACCACCACCUUCUCCCUCACCACCUCCACCAUACUAUUACAAGUCCCCACCACCACCAAAACACGUAGAGAAGCCCCCAUACAUAUACAAAUCUCCUCCACCACCAUCACCAUCUCCUCCUCCACCAUAUUAUUACAAGUCCCCACCACCACCAGUCCACUUUCCACCACCACCAUACUAUUACAAGUCCCCUCCUCCACCAUCGCCAUCUCCUCCUCUACCAUACUAUUACAAAUCCCCACCACCACCAGUCCACUCUCCACCCCCACCAUACUACUACAAAUCCCCACCACCACCAGUCCACUCUCCACCUCCACCAUACUACUACAAAUCCCCACCACCACCAUCUCAUUCACCACCUCCACCAUACUAUUACAAAUCACCCCCACCUCCAGUGAAAGCUCCAGCACCUACCUACCAUUACAACUCCCCUCCUCCACCAUCACCAUCUCCUCCUCCCCCAUACUACUACAAAUCUCCCCCACCACCAGUCCACUCUCCCCCACCACCAUACUACUACAAAUCUCCACCUCCUCCAUCUCCCUCACCACCUCCUCCAUACUACUACCACUCACCUCCCCCACCAAUGAAAUCACCUCCACCUCCGGUCUACAUCUACGCUUCUCCUCCACCACCAACACCCUACUAGAUUUAAAAAGAUCGACCACACACCGUUCAUGUUCUAGUUUCGCCAGCAAAAUAAAGGAAGGCGCCAAGAAGGGAGGGAGAUUUGGACAUCAAAACAGUUCCUUUUCAAGUCCAUGGAAUAAGGGUCUAAGCAUUACAUUGGGGAGAUACAAUUUUGAUAAUUCAGGCCUACAUGUAACUUCCACUUCUUUGGUAGCCAUGUUACACAUGCUCUUUAUUUAUUUUAGUGGCAUAAGAAGGAAGUGAGUGUUUUUUCUAUUUUAAUUAUUGGUUUUUCACUUUAAUUUAUUCGUGUAUAGAAAUGUGGCCUUCCGUAUGAUUGAUGAAGCUUUUUCUAUUUAUUGUGGGCAUGCAUUUGCUAUUUGGUGGAUAAUUUGGUGUACUAUGUGCACUAUUAGCAAUAAAAGAAUCUAUUUGUUUGAAUGCCAA
Molecule: messenger RNA, 4321 nt
Organism: Gossypium arboreum
Lineage: Eukaryota; Viridiplantae; Streptophyta; Magnoliopsida; Malvales; Malvaceae
Product: extensin-2
Exons: 3
Coding region: 168-3893 (1241 amino acids)
Biological process (GO): plant-type cell wall organization
Molecular function (GO): structural constituent of cell wall
Source: RefSeq, a predicted model, not a curated record